CUGUUUUACACAACGGUAAAUGUUGAACAGGAUGACAUUAGUUCCGACUGAUGGAUAAUAUAAACGCUGAUAUAUUAUUAGUGCUACUAAUCCAAACAACUGUUCUAUUGACAGUUACAGCACAACAUAACCUUACACCAAAUGGCACCGCAUUGCAAAGUUCUGUGUUUAAUAAACCUGAUGGUAACCCGGAAUAUGCCAUAAACCCACCUAUAUCAAACAAAUUUACUUUGCAAACGUGUUCCCACACAAGGCCUAAAGGUGACAAUAAACCGGCUUGGUGGAUGUUUCAAUUUUCGUUUGGAUCUGCACAUAUCACAGAUGUAACAAUUUACUACAAAGAAGGCCUUGCUAUUCGAAUGAAUGGAUUCAAAUUAUAUGUAACCAAUACAUCAACUAUUCCACCUGACGGUUAUCUCUGUUAUGAAGAUCCUGAUCCCGGUCUUCCAAACCUCACUCAGACAAUACCAUGUAAUCAACUUGGAAAAUAUGUCAUUUAUUACGAUGAUAAAGGAACUGAUGAAGGAAAAUAUGUCUACGGACCUAUAAUUGAGUUAUGUUACGUUGCCAUUAAUGGUUGCCAAAAGAAUCAUUGGGGAAGUAAAUGCGAGAAUGUGUGUGCUGACAAUUGUUUGGAGCAAAAUUGUUAUCCUGGAAAUGGUUCUUGUGUUUGGGGGUGUAACCCUAAAAACUGUUUAAAUGAUGUUUACAAUAAGGAUACGGCAGUCUGUACCGACGGUUGUAAGAAAAGACAGACUGGACGCUAUUGUAACGAGUAUAACAUGGCAUCUGACGGUUCAGUCUCUCUCUACAUCCCACUGGUGACCCACCGGCUAGUCUAGCAAAUGAUGGAAAUAAAACAUCUUGCUCUAAAACAAAGGGACUUAAUGUAACAUUUCAGGUUGACAUUAAAAAAAUAAGCAUUGGAAAAGGAAUGUAUGUAACUUUUGGUGAACGUACUAGAAAGGAGGGUCAUCAUAUCGUUUACGCUUUGAAUAACAGUAAUUCCUGGAAUAUAGGAACAGUUUUAUACAAUGGAAGAUCUUUGCCUACUGAGAUUAAAUUUAACGCCGUUUUCAGAUACUUAACAUAUAUAUUUUAUCCAGAUCAUGGGCAACCUUCUGAACUUGAAAUAUGUGAAAUAGGGAUU
Messenger RNA from Mytilus californianus (California mussel), 1150 nucleotides. RefSeq lists its product as uncharacterized. Lineage: Eukaryota; Metazoa; Mollusca; Bivalvia; Mytilida; Mytilidae. The transcript has 7 exons. The record is from RefSeq and is a predicted model, not a curated record. Bases 51 to 842 code for a protein of 263 amino acids.